GAGAAACGCGUUUCGUGUGUCUGUGGAGGUGUUUUGUCCCUCAGCGGAGCAGGUAGGAAAGCGACCGUGAACAUGGGACAGAAUCAGAGCGGGGGACACGGCCCUGGGGGCGGCAAGAAAGAUGACAAGGAUAAGAAGAAAAAAUACGAGCCCCCGAUUCCAACCAGAGUUGGCAAGAAGAAGAGAAAGACCAAAGGACCUGAUGCUGCAAGCAAGCUGCCUUUAGUGACUCCUCACACUCAGUGCCGACUGAAGCUGCUCAAGCAGGAGCGCAUUAAAGAUUACCUGCUGAUGGAGGAGGAGUUCAUCAGGAACCAGGAGCAGAUGAAACCUCUGGAGGAGAAACAGGAGGAGGAGAGGUCGAAGGUUGAUGACCUGAGGGGGACGCCGAUGUCUGUAGGAACUCUGGAAGAGAUUAUUGAUGAUAAUCAUGCCAUUGUGUCCACUUCUGUGGGGUCAGAGCAUUACGUUAGUAUCCUGUCCUUCGUGGAUAAAGACCUGCUGGAGCCCGGCUGCUCUGUCCUGCUCAACCACAAGGUCCAUGCAGUCAUUGGAGUGCUGAUGGAUGACACUGACCCUCUGGUAACAGUGAUGAAGGUGGAAAAAGCUCCUCAGGAGACAUACGCUGAUAUUGGAGGACUGGACAGUCAGAUCCAGGAGAUUAAGGAGUCUGUGGAGCUUCCUCUCACUCACCCAGAGUAUUAUGAGGAGAUGGGGAUCAAACCUCCUAAAGGAGUCAUUCUGUACGGCCCACCAGGAACAGGUAAGACCCUCCUGGCUAAAGCUGUGGCCAAUCAGACGUCGGCAACGUUCUUGCGGGUCGUAGGUUCAGAGCUGAUCCAGAAGUACCUGGGCGAUGGGCCCAAACUGGUCCGGGAGCUUUUUAGAGUGGCUGAAGAACACGCACCUUCCAUCGUCUUCAUCGAUGAGAUCGACGCUAUCGGAACGAAGAGGUAUGACUCGAACUCUGGAGGUGAGCGUGAGAUCCAGAGGACAAUGCUGGAGCUCCUGAAUCAGCUGGACGGCUUUGAUUCACGCGGAGAUGUGAAGGUCAUCAUGGCCACCAACCGGAUAGAGACGCUCGACCCUGCUCUAAUCAGACCUGGCCGAAUUGACCGUAAGAUAGAGUUCCCCCUGCCGGACGAGAAAACCAAGCGAAGAAUCUUCCAGAUCCACACCAGCAGGAUGACGCUGGCUGAUGAUGUGACCCUGGAUGACCUCAUCAUGGCUAAAGACGAUCUGUCGGGAGCUGAUAUCAAAGCGAUCUGUACAGAAGCUGGACUGAUGGCUCUGAGGGAGCGCAGGAUGAAAGUCACUAAUGAAGACUUUAAGAAGUCUAAAGAGAACGUGCUGUAUAAGAAACAGGAGGGCACUCCAGAGGGGCUGUACCUCUGAGCCUGGGGGUGUGUGACAGUGAGGAGACGUUCAUUCAGACUCAGUAAAUAAGUAUUUUCUUAGGGCCGGCCUGAAUCCGCCUGAAUCCGCCUGGAUCCUGAGAUAUUUGUUACAUUGGUAUUGAAUUCUGUAGUUGGUAUUUGGAAGCUUCAGUCUUUUCAGAUAUGAUUGUAGCCUAAACUACAACCCAGCACAGUGAUUUAUUAUUAUUAUUAUUAUUAUUAUUAUUAUUAUUAUUAUUGUUAUAUUUAAAAAAAGACACAUCAUAGCCGGUUUGGUUUAGGCAUUCACAUCACCUCACCCUCAGAGCAGCUACUGAAGCUGAAAGAGCAGAGAUGCCUGUGUGGGGGCUCCUUCAUUUAUUGGGUGGUAAGAAAAAUGCUUAAAUUUGCUUUCAGGUUGGUGUGGAGGCACGACAAGUUUGAUAAAUCAUCAAUAUGCACGUAUUGCACUGCCAGGGUGGUCAGUUCCACACUGUGUGUUGACCUCAGUGCUGCUUUCCAUGAUUCAUUUGGUGAACUACUCAAAUAAAGCGACUCCAUAAAAUAAGAGCAACAAAUCAAAUUUAAACCCUGAUGGGGAAUUUGGGAAACUACAUCUGCUGUUUUUGAAAAGAGGGCUUCAUUUGUGACUUCUGUAGCAACAUACAGACUGUAGUACUAAUACAUGGUUAAAAUGGUUAAUGAAUAAUAAUAAAUAUUGUUUUACAGCUGAUCGUGAGAAUUUCGAGGUUUCGAGUACCCAUUUUUAUAAAAGCCAGUAUUCAAAGCCUGUACAAUGGUAUUUCAGCCAGCACUCGCGCUCUCUCUCUCUCUCUCUAUCUCUCUCUCUCUCUCUCUCUCUCUAUCUCUCUCUCUCUCUCUCUCUCUCUCUCUCUCUCUGUCUCUCUCUCUCUGUCUCUCUGUCUCUCUCUGUCUCUC
Molecule: messenger RNA, 2315 nt
Organism: Pygocentrus nattereri (red-bellied piranha)
Lineage: Eukaryota; Metazoa; Chordata; Actinopteri; Characiformes; Serrasalmidae
Gene: psmc1b
Product: proteasome 26S subunit, ATPase 1b
Exons: 11
Coding region: 73-1395 (440 amino acids)
Biological process (GO): proteasome-mediated ubiquitin-dependent protein catabolic process
Cellular component (GO): proteasome regulatory particle, base subcomplex
Molecular function (GO): proteasome-activating activity; ATP binding; ATP hydrolysis activity
Source: RefSeq, a predicted model, not a curated record